This is a messenger RNA of Cherax quadricarinatus, 9953 nucleotides long. NCBI's taxonomy places the organism in Eukaryota, Metazoa, Arthropoda, Malacostraca, Decapoda, Parastacidae. The record is from RefSeq and is a predicted model, not a curated record.
AUAUUAGUAAAAUUAAUGCGUGUUUCUUUUCUUCACAGGGACCUGAGCCAAAACAAAGACCUCAAGUUGUCUGCUGGAGUCUUCAAGAACCUGUCUAAGCUCACCACUCUAUACCUGAAACAGAUGGACCUGGAACGACUUCCGCCUCUCGGUUGGCUGCCUUCCCUAAAGGCCCUCUACCUAAGUGGAAACAAUCUGUGGACGGUGGACGAGGUGUCGUUGACGGGAAUGCCCAACCUACAGGAACUGGACCUCUCCAAGAACCGCCUCGUCUCUCUCUCCCCCAAACCCUUCACCAACGUCAGUCUCAUCAGACUGAACCUGAGUAGAAACAAGAUCACACGUCUGGAUGUGAGAUCGUUCAAGACACUGAGUUCACUAGCUGAGCUUAAGUUGUCACAUAAUCUGCUCACCCCUGAUACCUUCAACCAAUCUGCUCCCAUCUUUACCAACCUUACCAACCUCCGAUCUCUAGACCUCAAUGGCAACAAACUACACCAGCUGCAGGGCUUGAUGUUUGAGGAUCUCAAAAAGUUGAAAAUUCUUAAGCUACGACGUAAUGAAAUCACUUCCUUUAGUGAUGGUGUGUUCUAUGGUUUGGAGUCCAUUGAGAAACUAUUUUUGGACUACAACAACAUAACAACAGUGUAUGCAGGAUGGUUGUUUGGCCUGAGGUCACUUGCGCAUUUGUCUCUCAGUUACAACCAGAUUGACUCCAUCCGACCUAAUGCUUGGCAGUCUACAAAACAACUGAUUUCACUACAGUGGGGAAUACCAAUGUUUUUCGGAAAACCUAUGGAGUGUUACUCUCAACGUGCUAACAUUCAAGUUCACGUUUUUCCUUACUUCACCAAGACACCAGCUAGUGUGGCUGUACGUAUGGGAGAGGUGGCCAAACUGGAAUGUGUUGCUAAAGGUUCUCCAACUCCUGAAAUCUCCCUCUUAAAAGUUGGAGGAGAUGAUUUUCCAGCUGCUAGGGAGCGACGAAUUCAUGUUUCAAAUGAAACUUCUUCUUCAUUAAGCCAGUUACAACCUCAUGAUGAGGGUCAAUAUACAUGCAAGGCCACUAAUGCAGCAGGUACGGCUUCUGCGCAUGCUUCUGUAACAGUACGACAGAUACCAGAAUUCAUCAAACCAUUACAAGAUGAAGUUGCUCGACUUGGAGAUAAUGCUCUUUUGAAUGGCACUGGGCUUCCCACACCAAGGAUAACCUGGAGCAAGAAUGGUAAACCCUUAAUAGAUGAUGGUCGCUACGUGUUAGUAGAGAACAGCCGAUACCUGUUGAUCAAAGAGACUCAAACAGAUGAUGUUGGAACCUAUGUCUGUGAAUUGACCAACAUUCUAGGCACAGCACGUGGAAAUAUCAAUUUCUCCAUAAGAGAUAUGACAAAUACAUCAACAACAACUGGUAUUGUAAUCAUAGCAGUGGUGUGUUGUGUAGUAUUAACUUCCCUAGUUUGGGUGGUUAUCAUACACCAGACCAGAAAGCGAGCUCAAACUAGUGCUUUAGGCCCUCCCUCUGGGUACCCAAGGGAAGAUGGACUUGGUCGAUAUCCACCCCACCUGCCUACACACCAUCAUUUACCACCAGACCUUGUGCACACUUUCACUCCACUUUUAGCCACUGCUCCUGAAACUUAUACCAUAGCAGGACAGGACAGUGGAUCAGAACAUUCCAGUGAGAAAGAUUCAGGAACAGGUGAUUCUGCACAACGAUCCAGUGAAGACUUGCUGCCUUUAGAUCUCACUCGUCCAGGUCUCCGCAGAUCAAUGAUCAUUUGCGCAGAUACUGGAACGCCCUCAAUCCUGAGAGGUGUAAGUGCUGGUCCAGGUGAAAUAAUUGGAUGUGAAGAGAUCAUGGGUCGUCCAAGACUCUCAACCUUUAGUCCACAGCAUCUGUCUCCAGGAGGAUACAGCCCUAACCUCUAUACCGCGAGUCUGAGACGUGGUUCAAAUUCUCGUCGGAUUCCUGUAUCCUCACCUGUGACACCAUCUGCAACCCUGCCUCGUGGUCAGCAUUUAUGCCAGACUAAUUCUUGUUCUAUACAACCAUUAGUAGCAUCUCCGUCUGAAGUUUCUGCAAAGCAUAUUCCACAGCUCAUUCCAAUUGCUGUAAAUAAACAUGGGACUAAUCAGAAAGAUGAUGCAUGCAGCUGUAGUCCAGAAGUGAUUGAAGGAGACUCUUUGGUGAUAAAUACUAGUGAAAGUAACACACACAACCUAAGAACCUCAGUGUACAGUGUUGGGGAUGAACGAAGUAAACUGGAUUUAAGGACAGAGAAUCCAGAUGAAAAAAUUAAUAACAGCAUUCCUCCAAAGCAAACUUUUGCAUGCAGAUAAUGGUAACUAGUGCAAAGUAAUUAAUGUUGCAUCUCCCACCACCACAUUCUUUUCUUCAUAUUUGUAAAAUAUUACAGUCAGCAUUCCACAUGAGAAAUAUAAUGGGCAAAAUUUCUUAACAAUCUUUAGAAUAGAUGUUGGAAAAUUUAAAUAGAUGUAGAUGACUUUAGUUUGAUAUUCAGUAAGUUAUUAAAUGGUGGGCAGGAGCAGUUAAGUACCUGUCUGGUGCCAUAGUUGUUCCAGUGCUGCCAGUGUUAAGCUGUACAAAAUUCUUGACUGGUAAAUGUCUUACUGGUAUUCGAACUAACUGUCCAAUAUACUUGGCUCCUUAGCCUCCUACUGAUUGUGGUCAGGUUACCCUGUUCCAGGGUGUUAUCUAGACUUAGCAAAUAAUCCACCAGAGAUGACCUGCUGUAUGCACACAGCACAGAUAGGAAGUUGUACAAACUAGAGUUUCCCACUUGUGUUGAGGGAAUUGAUGGAAGCAUCAACAGUCUCUGCUGGAGAAUGCAGCUAUCUCAAAUUAUCUAUUUCACCAUGUACAGUAUUUUCAAUAAGAAAAUUUAGACCAUUUUAGAUAAAUUACCAUGUCUUACAUUUACUUAUUAUAAUAAUCAAAAAGUGCUAAAAUUUACUUGAUAAACAAGCAGGAUAAGUGGGUUGCUAGAUAACACCUUGCUAUGUGGAAAAUUUAAAGUUUGUACAGUGUAUCAUACUAUGGAGGCUACUGUCACAAUUCUAGAAUGUGAUGGCUUUUUAUUGAUCAAAUUUUAAGCAGAAUAUAUACAGUGGCAAUGAAUACCAUAGUUGAUGUUAUUAAUUAAAAUGAAGCGCUAAGCCACAAGGGCUAUACAGCGUUAAUGUUUAUGAAUGAUUUUGGCAAGUGUUAUCCUGUAGCUCAGGCUCUUUUUACUCCACAGCAAAGCCCAAUUCUAAGAUUUAAACAUUAACAUUUUUUGCUACAAGGAUGAGUUACCUAUAUAAAUAGUGCAGCUUCUGUAAUAAUUGAGAAACAGGGUGAUGUGACCAGAAUUAUUUUGCAUUCUUUCUCUAGCCUGUAAAAGGUUUAUCCAUGCAACACUGUGCUCUGUGAGCACAAUUGUAGUCACGUACCAUUUCUAUUCACAUACUGUAGAUAUACUAUAGACAAUUUGUAGAGGAAGCCAGCUAAAUGCAUUCUCCAUAAUAUGAAGGAUUAGCUGUACGUUGGAAAAUUUUGUGGUGCAUUAUUAGCUAAUUAGGUUUUAUUUUCAUAUAUUGUAGAAAGACUUCAGCUGUGUUCCCUGUCUACUGAGAAUAUUUUUAUAUUCAUUUUAUUUACCUAGGGACAAUUCUUCUGCUUCAUAGAAAAUGUGCAGUUGCUUCAUAGUAAUAGAUGCAAUGGUCAUUGAAGGGAAAUGUCAGAAUUGCUAGUGUCUACAGCAUAGGGACAAUGUAUUUAAAAUCAACCCCAUACCCCCGUGUAGAGCACUGCAUUGUUUGUUCCUAGUUAUUGUGAAGUUCAAAUGCUGCAAGCCUGUGUUGUGAAAUAGGUUAAUGAAGUAUGCUUGGCUAAGCAUUAAAAUAUUUCAGGAAUUUGUGAAAAAAAAAAAAAAAUUAUGUAAGCAUAUUUUGAAACUAGUCACCCAUUACAGUUAUUAUGUCACAACCUUUAAUUUGUUGCUAAAAUUAUUGAAGAAAAUUUUAAUGCGAUAGGUAGAUGAUGUAACCUUAAAUGAUUUAUGUAACACAUUAUAUUACUAUCUAUACAUCUGUGGCAAUAGCAAUUAUUCCAUGGUAAGGAUUUCAAAAUAAGUGUUGAAAGUGUGCAGGGCCCUAAUACAGUAUUUUUUUAAAUACUAGUUUAAACAAUUAAGUGUUCAUAAUUUGGGUAUUAACUUUGGUAGUGUGGGAGCCAUAGUAUUUUUAGCAACCCUUAAAAGAGAGGCUUUUACAGUCGAGAUUCUAGCCGCUUUUGUUAAAUAACUAAUAUAGUACACCUACCAUCUGACUUACGACCGUGCAGCUGGGCUGGCUGAUGCACACCGCUGUACAAUAUUUGACGGUACUCACGGCGGCAAUGCAGGCAGCAUUAGUUUGAGUAACCCUGCCCUAUCAGCAUUAUCAUACUGUAUUAACUGGACAGUAAAUUUCACCAUGGCCCCUAAGAUGAAGUCUGAAUCUUGCAGCAAGAAAGGCUCUUACUCUCGAACUCUAUUUGUUUUCACUGUUAUACAAACCUGUCUAUCUGUCUGCUUGUCUGUCUCAGAGCCACUCAUUAAGAGUGUAAUUGAAGAUGCCAUAUUAAUAAUAACACAAUAAUAAUCACUAAGGCGCAUUAAAUGUGUAUAAGACGUUAAUAUUGACAUUUUACUUAAUACAUCUAUCAUUUUUUUUCAAAAUUAUAUAAUAAACAUGCUACAUAACAUAUAAACGUAUAAAUUAACAAAUAUGAGAUGUUUUUCUGGUCGGCUUGACAGUGAACAAAAACUAUUCGUGUCCGGGCUGGUAACAACGUUUGUUUACAUAACUCGCAAACCUUCUACACACUCAUUCUCUCUCUCAUUUACUCACCUCUCACUCUACAUUAAGACUACAGAUAUUUUAAGGCAAGUAAUGAGUGAACACAAUUAUUAUAUUAUACUUUAAUAAUAAUAUUAUUAAUAUUAGUACACAUGUAUUAUUGUAAUAAUAAUAAUUAUUAUUAUUAAUUUAGGGCACUGGAGCACAGAUCCACUGUAUAGCACUUUGUCUGGAUUUUUUGGGUUAUCCUAGGUAAUUUAUACUAUGUAUGAUAACUUUACUUACGUGUACCUGUGAGAGAGAGAGCCACAUUCAGCCAGCCAGACGCAUAUUACACAUGUUCCAGAGUUUUCUCUUUACUUAGGGUAUAGGUUAUACUACAUUCUGGCAGGAUGACACUACCAGUGGUAUUCUCCCAUUCCACUGUGUCAACAAUAUAUAAAGAUAACUAACAUAUGAUACUGUAUGCGAUGUAAAAUUUGCAAUACAGUUCACUACCAUAUAUACAUUAUAUACAGUACAUAUAAAUUUAUUACAUAAUUAAAAUAUAACAAUAAAAGUAAAUUAUGGUAAAAAGAAUGAAAUGAUGAUUGUACAUUACAUUACAGUAUUAUGUAGGUAGUUUAUAUAGAAAACGUUUGACAUCAUGCCCUACCCAGUAUGUUGGCAAUUUUCAAAGGUUCGACUUGCGUCCAUUUUGACUUACGACCAGUUGGUCGGAACCAAGCUUGGUCAUAAGUCGGAUGGUGCCUGUAUUAUGUAUUUUAUUGCAUACCUUAAGGUAAUAAUAUUUUCACCGACUCAUUUUCAGCAUUUUGAAAGUUAAACAGAAUGAUAGAGCUACCAUUAUCCCAGUCAGAAAUUGUAAUCUGAUUGCUGUCUUGGCUUAUUUUAAUUUCUAAGGCUUAUUAUUAACCAUGUUACUUAUUCGAGGCAGGAACGAUCACAAGCAGAGCUCUAUGACCAUCUAUAAAUAGGUUAUGUAUAUAGUUGAAAGCUUACCCUCCACUAACUUAAAUAUGGUAGGCUAGAGAUGGUGCAGGAAAUGUGGUGGUAUGGGAUCAAUUUAAGAAAGCAUUGCUAGUGUUGCAGCAGAAAUUUUUGGGUAUAGGAGAGAAGAACAGUGAUUGGUGGAAUGAGGUAAAGAGGAUGGUAGGGGAGAAAAAAAAUUAGCAAAUGAGGUUUUUACAAUGUAAAAACAAUAGACGAGGCAGAAUAUAUGGAGAGGAAGAGGGAGUAGACAAGGAGAGCCAGUGAGAAAAAAUAAGUAUCAGCAAGCUUUUCUGAGAAUUAGGCAAACUUUUGGAAAGAUCAAGGUGAGGAAGCCUGGAGAGCUAUGGCUUUAGCAGUUAAAAAAGGGCUGAGGGAUGUUAGAAGGGAGAUUUCGACAUGUUAAAUGCUAGCGAUAAAGGGGAGGUGGUGAUUUCAUGCAUUGGGUAGGAAGAGGGAACAUUGUACAAUAUAGGAGGAACCUGAAGUGAUGUGGGGAAAGGUCAUGAGGCAGUGGAUAGAAUGAAAGGGGACAAAGCAGGUAGGAUAGAAGAGAUGUUAAAAGCAGAUGGUGCUAUAGUAUUGGAGUUGUUGGUGUAUUUGUUCAAUAUAUGCAUGAAAGGAGGAACUGCAAACUCGCUACCAAAGGGAGAGAGAGAGAUAACACAAGAAUUAAAGUUGGAUAAGCCUGUUGAGUAUAUUAGGCAAAGUGUAUAGUAGAAAUAUUAUUGAAGGGAUUAGAGGGUAAGAAAGUAGGAUUUCUGAGGAGGGAUUACAGUAUACCCUUGAUAUAAGACUAAUAGGGGGAGGGGGUGUACGAUAUUGCCGAUUGUUGGAAACUUCCAAAUCACAAAAUUAAUUUUUCGUGAUUGUCCAGUUAUCUUCUGCACUAGCGAAUUUGGUCCACUGAUGCAGGAGACUGAACACUAAGAAUAUGGUUAUUGUAACCUGUAGUACUGCAGUACAGUACUGUCAUUUUAUAUUAUUGUAUAUAAUUUACAGUAAUUAGAUGACCUGUAAAGCUUCACUAGCAUCUACACUAAACUUAAGAGUGUAGUCUAAGUUUAUUCUGCUUCUAGACUUGAAACUAAAUACUAAACCCACUAGGGUCAUACAUACCUGCAUCUACAUUCAUCAGAUACUUAAACAUCAUAUUCCUUGCAUUCCUUUGCCAAUGAGAAGCCAGACUAGUCCUUUAUUAGAGUUUCUGCUUAACAACCACAUUUCUCCGUGCACCACCAUUUGUUUUAGAAACCAUUGUUAUUUAAUACAGCACCUUAUCACUGUUCAACACAAAUUAGUGCGGGUGGCCUACAGCUCAGGAAACGGUGAAAAACAUCCUGGAUAUGACCUCUGGCCCGUACCAGACAGUCGUUGGGGUCAUUAGGCUUGGUCCAAUACUUAAAAAGAUAGCUUGACACUAUUGCUAUGGACAAAGUCCAGGAAUUACAGACUCGUCCAUUUUGACAGGUACAUACUUCCAUUUAUUCGUUUAGCUGUUUUGAUUAUAACAACAACUUCCAUUUAUCCAAAAUUGCUGAAAUCCAUUAAUAAGAGGUUUUACUGUACAGGUUUUCCUCAUUUUAUGUUGUAGAUGUGUUCAAUGCCUUUGGAAUGUAUAUUAAGGUCACUUAAACCAGAAAUACCCAAUUAUGCAUAUUAAAACAUUUCAGUGUGUUUUGCAAGUUGUGCUGACCAUAAAUUGCCUGUAUGGAAUUAAUGAUAGAAAUAGGACAUCACAUAACAGUGAAUGUACACAAAGCAAGGGGAAACUUGUAGUGUACACAAUUUUUAUAUACUGCAAUAAACAUUGAAAAUAUAAGAGUUAAAAGUACAAUUUACUAAUGUAUUUUACUCAUUAUUUCAAAAGUUCAUUAUAUCAAGGGUUUUACAGUAUUUAGGAAGGGUAGGGAUGUGCAGACUAAGUCUUUACAUUGAAGCAUGUAAAUGAGCAGUACAGGUCCGCCAUCACAAAUCCGGCAAUCAGUUAUUCGGCACUAAUUUUGGCUAGCAUAAUUUCAAAUUUCCAGGGUCGCCACACCAACCUGCUGGUACUGUUUGGUGGCGCUAUUUGCUGCAUAAGUCAUUCCAAUUUCUUUUUCUCCAUUUAUUAUUUUAACCUGCUUACUUUUAGUCCUAGCCAUGGUUCCAAUGAAUAAAAGAAAUGCUUCUCAUUAUGCAAAGCACCUGCACAGUACAUUAUCCAUUAAAGAUAAGGUGGCUUUGAAGCCACUGUCGGUUGCCAUGAGCUCAGUCUCAUGAAGCAGGAGAAUAUGCUUUAUUAUUACGCUAAUAUCAAUGCUACAGCUUAUUUGCCUAUCACAAUUGAUCUAAUAUGACGUAAGAAACAAUAUAAAUAUCAUAAAACAUGUUAAAUACUCCAGAAUGAAUAAUAUUUGGCAUAACACCGAGCAGUUCGACAGAGUUAUGAAGAGGAUAUGGUAAACAAAUACCAUUCUCCAAUCCUUGUCUUGGGGGCUUAUAUUAGAGAAAAUGGAGUAUAGCACAGGGCUAACUAUGAUAUACACCAUACUCCACCAUAAACAUGAAACAAAAAAGUUAUUUUCUCUCUAUAGAUUAUCACAUAUAGCAGCAUGUGUGUAGAGAACCUAGGAUAAUCCCAAAAAAGUCAAUGUGGCUUAUUUUUAGUACCUGGCUUGAGUUAGCCAUAUAUGAUUUUUGGUAAAUAUUCGAUUCCCAGCCAGAGUAGAAACAUUAGGCGUGUUUCUUUACACCUGUUGUCUGUGUUUACCCAUCAGUAAAUGGGUACCUGGGUAUUAGUCGACUAGUGUGGGUGUUAUCCUGGGACACUGACCUAAUUUUCUUGAAAUACUCAGCAUAACAAGUACCUUUCUAUACAGUAGUACUGUAUGUCACUGAUGUCAGCUAGGCCUGUAUACCUUGUACAUGUACGUGUAGUAAAUAAAGAUAUUAUUAUUAUUAUUAUUUUCUCAGUUGUUUGUUGGGUUAUCUUAUUCAAACUUGGGCAAUGUAUGAUGGAAAGAUACUUCUUCACGUACACCAAAAAUGAAAAUCAGACCAUAAAUAGCGGAGUUCACUUCUCAGCCAUUAGCAGCCGCUUAGCGGUAUAUUUUUGUAUGGUUGUUAUGGUUAUGUUCUCAUUUGAUAGAAUGAAAGAUAUAUUACAGAAAUAGAUAUGAUUUUGAUUGCUUUCAUGAUGAAAAGUACCUUGAAAUUGCGCUCACAGUAGCGAAAAUGUUCUAUUCUUUAGCGAAGCUCAAGAGUAAACAAAUGAUGUCACUGUCCAAUACCUGUCCACAUGCCAGUCUAAAUUCCAGUACAGAGUCAAGAAUGGAUUGACAUUAUUUAUACAAUUAUUACAAUAAUGCAGUAGUCUGCAUAACAGUAAAUCUUCUAUUUUUUUUGUGAAUAAAAAUUCCAAAUGGUAAGCAAGAGUAAUAUAAGAGGGGCCUGUAGCCGUGACUAAUGAACAGAGAAAAUGUUAUUUUAGUGCCAGGAAUGUCUGCAUUGUUUAUUCUGGACCCUAUUUUGAAAUUGGCAUCUGUUGAAAUUUGUGUGAAGUCAGCCAAAUUGCCAAUUUCUGACCACUUUAUUGGGUAGUUGAAAUAAGUGAAUGGGCGGUUUCUUUUACUCAGUUGACAGACAAGAAGUAAAUAAGUUUAUUCAGGUAUACACAAAUACAGUUACAUAGAUUAUCAUACAUAGCAGUGUAUUUAUAGAGAACCUAGGAUAACCCAGAAAAGUCCGACAAAGUGACUUAUUUCCAGUACCUGGCUUGGGCUUGCCAUAUAUGUUUUUUGGUAAAUAUUUUUUUUUCUCGGUUGUUUGUUGGGCUAUCUCAUUGAAACCGGGGCAAUGUAUGAUGGAAAGAUGCUUCUUAACGUACAACAAAAAUAAAAAAGACGGAGGAUAAAUAAGGGAGUUCACUUCUCAGCCAUUAGCCGCCUCUUUGCAGUAUAUUUUCGUAUGGUUUUUAUGGUUGUAUUCUCAUUUUUUGGACUCAUUUGAUAGAAUGGAAGAUAUAUUACAGAAAUAGACAUGAUUUUGAUUGCUUUCAUAACGAAAAGUAUCUUGAAAUUGAGCUCAAAGUAGCGGAAAUGUUCAAUUUUUGCCUAUGUUCAAUGAACUGUGUAAGUCAA